AGUUACCAGGGUUCGUCGUUGCGGAAAUCGUAAAGUAGCCUUUCUAAAUUAUACAGAAGGCUUUUCAGAGACCCAAAUUCAGAGGGCCAAGAUAUUUAUCACUAGUGGUGACAUACGCUAGGGCGAAUAUGUAAUUCACUUUCAAUAAAGAUCAGUGUAUAUAUUUUUUGCAAACAUAUCCGAUAUAUGCAGUAUGGGGGUAAUUGUUAAACUAUACGAGUACAUCCAAGAUCUCGUAGCCGAAAGGCCUGAAGUUUUUUUGGCGUUCGCCUUGGUUUUAUGCGUUCAACUCCGGAUACUUGGGACACGGACUCCCACGUAUGAAAGUCAAUCUUUCAAAAAUUCUACGCUUGCAGCAGAUAUCCAGGAGGCAGGAGCGGCUGUAGAUGAUGAAGUAGCCGAUGCAGACCACUCGGAAGAACCGGAGGAGCAUGUGCCCUACCAACCCAUCCGGUACACUGAGCAAGAGAUGGUCGAGCGGUCACGUGCACACUACACACUGAUGAACAACCGUCGAUCUGUGCGUGACUUUAGUACUGAGGAUGUCCCAAGGGAAGUGAUUGAUAACAUCAUCCGUGUGGGCGGAACUGGGCCUUCGGGGGCGCACACAGAGCCUUGGACGUACGUUGUGGUCCGAAGCGCAGAGAAGAAGCGAGAGAUCCGGGAGAUAAUCGAGGCGGAGGAGAAGGUCAACUACGCCAGGCGGAUGGGCGAAAAAUGGGUCGACGAUCUCUCACACAUCGGCACCACGUGGUCUAAGCCUUACCUGGAGGAGUGUCCCUACAUCAUCAUCGUGUUCAAGUCGGCCCACAGCAAGAAUCCCGAUGGGUCCAAAAAGAUCCACUACUAUCACGAGAUCAGUUCGUCAAUAGGCGUUGGCUUCCUACUCGGUGCUGUGCAGAACGCUGGUCUGUGCUCGGUCACCACUACGCCCAUGAACGCUGGCCCUAAGCUGCGUGCUGUCUGUGGCCGUCCUGAGUCGGAGAAGGUGCUGGUGCUGCUGCCCGUAGGCUAUCCUCGAUCGGACGCCACUGUACCAGAUCUGCACCGCAAGCCAUUGAACGAUAUCAUGGUGGUAGUGUAGUGUGACUGUGGCUGUAAAUACAUCGGACCCAGUGGAGCUGUGCUUACGACACGUCAUAUUAUGUGUAUUGGAGAGGGGAGAACACAGUCCACACUCCAAACACAUGUGCUUGUGAUGCGGGACUCUUCGCGCAGCGUUGAUAUUGAGCAAUGUCUAUCACUUUAGCAUUAAACGAUCUUGCCAUUCCUGA
Sphaeroforma arctica JP610 is the source of this 1274-nucleotide messenger RNA. RefSeq lists its product as hypothetical. Bases 194 to 1084 code for a protein of 296 amino acids. Gene Ontology annotation, molecular function: oxidoreductase activity. The record is from RefSeq and is a predicted model, not a curated record. NCBI's taxonomy places the organism in Eukaryota, Ichthyosporea, Ichthyophonida. The transcript has 5 exons.